GAUAAAACCAAACCAUAACUUUUUGGACCGCCCAAUAUAGAGGCAUCCGCAACUCGGUUUCAGAAACCCUGAUAAACAAAAUCCCUAAUUCUGUAAACCAUGGCUGCAACAAAUGUCACCAUGACGGAGGAACAAAUCCGCCGAAAUUGUCUCUACGAAGAGUAUGGAGUUGAUUUGAGUUUAAUGACAAAAGAAAAUGCAGACAGAAUAGUGGAUUUCAUACACGCCAACCCUAAUGAAAGAAAAAUCCGUAAUGCUUAUGUGCAGCGUGACUUAUUAAUGAGGAACCUAGGAUAUUACUAUCUCAAUCAACUAUUAUGUCUUUUGGAUUAUGGAACUCCUUACACCGUAUUGUUGUAUGAACGCACUCGUUUGCAAGGUCUUGUGAAUAAGCUAAGGGCUUCGUCGUUUGAAGGUUCUUGGUUAGAUGAAUUAGAUGAUGUUGAUAAAUUCCUAGAUACUAGGAAAAAUCUAGAAAAUUCGAAACAACAACCCAUGGCCCAAGAAGAAGUGUUAGGAAUCUGGAUUCAGUGGCUCACUGAUCAAAAAUACAACAAAGAUGAUAUGUUGGUUCGAGUCAAGCAGAGGAUUAACGAGGUUUCUCAAGUCCGGAAUCUAUUGAAUCAAACGUAGAAGUUUGAACUUGAAAUUAAGAGAUCCGGAUGAAGAAGAGCUCCAUUUUUUCUCAUCACCUAAUUUUCAUUUCUUAUUUUAUCUUAUUUAAAUUUUUUGAUUAUGUUUUUACGUUAAGAACUAAUAAAAUUUGAUGUAAAAAUUAAAUAUGACAUGGCAACCAUAUAAGCAUGGUACCAGGUGUUAUGUUAUCAGCGCACUAUUCAAACUCGUGUGAUCAAUUGUAAGCUGAGGGUUAUGUUCCUUAGCAGAAUUACUUAGCUCUGCAUAUACACUGCAAGAAAUUGCUGCAUAUGUGGAACAGAACAAAAACUAAGGUGAAUUGCA
Messenger RNA from Trifolium pratense (red clover), 960 nucleotides. RefSeq lists its product as uncharacterized. NCBI's taxonomy places the organism in Eukaryota, Viridiplantae, Streptophyta, Magnoliopsida, Fabales, Fabaceae. The coding region runs from base 100 to 633 and encodes 177 amino acids. The transcript is spliced from 2 exons. The record is from RefSeq and is a predicted model, not a curated record.